AUGUAUUCAUCAAUCUUCUAUUUAUUAUUACUAACAAUAUUAGUAUUGAUCAAUGGUCAGCGUUAUCCAUCCGAUGAUCGAGGAUUAUGUCUUUGUAAAUGCUGCAAAGGUAAAGAUUGUUAUGCAACAGAAACAAAAGGAAGUUUUGCACUUAUUAAUGGUAAUCGAUGUUAUGAUUCAAAAUAUGCUUGUAUAUCAAUGAAUUGUGCAAAACAAUUUCCAACAAUGUGUUCUUUGCAUUCAAAUGAUGGAAAUAUUCUUGCUGAAUGUCGUCCUAUGAUUUCUUGA
Messenger RNA from Rotaria sordida, 288 nucleotides. Lineage: Eukaryota; Metazoa; Rotifera; Eurotatoria; Philodinida; Philodinidae. The record is from the annotation of a GenBank genome assembly.